Messenger RNA from Aspergillus novofumigatus IBT 16806, 1135 nucleotides. RefSeq names its product DUF3632 domain-containing protein. The record is from RefSeq and is a predicted model, not a curated record. The transcript has a single exon. NCBI's taxonomy places the organism in Eukaryota, Fungi, Ascomycota, Eurotiomycetes, Eurotiales, Aspergillaceae. The coding region runs from base 170 to 1135 and encodes 321 amino acids.
CCUAACUCCAACUUGCCUGAUGAUAAAUGGGACAACCACCUAACUCACUCGAGAUUUGAGUCAUGUUAUUUACCAAGUUAAAUGCCAAGAUAAAGACACUCGGGUGUUUAGAAUCCACCAGAAACCCACACCAAAAGGGAAACAUCUCCAACUUCUUCACCUUUCCAAAAUGACCACUAUUCUCGACAUCCCAGACACCAACCCCCCAAACCCCUUCACCACCCCAAUCCGAGCCCUUUUACUCUCUACCAACCCACCCUCAACGCCAAACGAGACAGCCACGCACCUAAUCAACACAGUCACCACCUCUCCAAACCCCGCCCACUCCCUCUGGCAACUCUGGGACGCCUUCUUCACCGCCGUCGCCACCUCAACAACAACACACGCCCCGCACCUCGCCCUCCUCCACGUCCUCCGCGCACAACCACCAACUCAACCUACCCAUGUCCGCGCAGGCUCCAACGCACAGCGCAACCUCCGCAGCUAUCUCGGGCCAGACGGCAAACUCAACUGGGCGGCCCUUCCCCGUUUUAGCGCACAGUGGCGCGACGUGCACGAUAUCCUCCAGGCCUGGCGCGACUGGGACGGGGUGCGUGGUUCCACUUCCUCCACCACCACCACCACUACUACUACUGCGGUAAGGAGCAGCAGCAGCGGCGGCGCAGAGUACUUUCUCCGCUUCUGCGCCUUCUCGGCUGCGCUGCUGAAAAUGACGAAUGGGCAAGGCGAGGGGGUGCAUCCGAUCUGCGUCUUUUAUGCGUGUCGUAAUGUCCUAGAGCGGCAGCGUGAAGGACUGGACCCGGAGGGGCAGCAGCAGCCAAUACCGCAUAGAAUCCCGUUGGAGGAAGUCUGGGCGCUGGAUGUCCGGGUUGCGGCGACGUGGGUGCGGGAUGGGGCUGUGGCGCUGUGGGAGGCAGAUGGUGAAGAGCUUCGGCGGCAUUGGGGGGCAGCAUUGGAUGAGAAGACGGAGUUGUGGCCGGGUGAGGAUGGGCUGACGCGGGAGCGGUGGGAGUUGUGGGAGAGCAGGCUGCGGGAGUUGAGUGCUGAGGGGGGAGGAAUCAUGGACGGGGAGACGAGGACUGUGGUUGUGGAGGCUGCUGAGGUGGUUAGUGGUCUUCUGACGAGGACUGACUGA